ACGUUCUUCCCCUCCCGCCAUCUGCGUGUCGUCGCGCGUGCUCAGUGUGGGCCGUGCAGAAUGGCGGCUCUUUUGGAAUCGGUGCUGCGGGAAAAGGACCCGCCUAGCCAGGUUGUACAGUGGAUUCGAAAUGCACAGGAUGAUGGGGGCAUUGAUGGAUUGGCCAGUAGUGGCUUGCAGCUCAAAGAGUUUGUUCCGUGUCUACUCAACUUUCUUAGAGAGCAAACAAGCCAGAUUCUUUCUCAUGGGCCACCCACGCCAGCUAAAACUCCAAAUUCCAAGAGCUUGCGAACCACUGUUGAGCGUGGUGGGGCUCCUCAGAGUAGUCCGACUCCAUCCAGAGGGGCCAGCCGGGUGCAAUUGUUUUCACCUGUUCCUUGUAGUUCACCAGAAGCCGAGGUUGAAACUCCUGGGUCCCAGUCUUUAAGUGGAAUCACAUUUUUUAGCAGCCCUAGUUUUACAUCAAGUCCCAUGCAUCGGUCUUAUCCAGAAAAACGAUCUGCACAACGUAAUAGUCUGGGGGAGUUCUUGACGACCUCUCCAGAUCUUCAUCAUGGACAGCGGCGAGGGCGAAGGAGGAGUGGUCCCUCGUGCAAUGGGGGAGGUCGUCCUCCAUCCCGGAACCAGGACAAUGAACAUUCCAAAUGGGAGAGUCCUUUGGUUGGAGGUGGAAGGAGAAUCAGGACGGAGACCUCUGAAAUAUGUACUGACUCUCCAUUAAAUCUCAACAAUCUGGAUGAUUUUCCACCAAUUUUGACUGCUUCUGUUUCAGCAGGCAGGACAAAACCAUCUCGGAGAAUCAAUCCCACUCCUGUCAGUGUGGAGCGGUCAUUCUCCAAACCUAAAACUUGCUUUACUUCAACACCUGUGAGUCAGAGGUCUCUGGCAGAAGAUAAUGCAGAUUCAUUAGUUUCUGUGUCAGAUUGUGUGGUGCCCAUGGGGCUGCAAGAAGAGCGGGAGAUGUUGAGGAGAGAAAGAUCAAAGAUGGCACAACAAAUUAGUGUUCCUGUGACUACUGCACUUGACCCAACAACCCCCACAAAACUUGGGUGCAGCAGAAUGAGGCCCAGCAUUCCAGGGGAUUCUGCUUGUAUUUUGGCUGAUGUUAAUAAGGUGUCUUAUGCACGGCAGCUGGACAUUUUGGCACAACUGUACUGUGUGUGCAUCUCAGAAAAUUUGGUGCCCAAUGUCUUUUUAGAGCUCUUCUUUGUGCUGCAGUUGUUGACAUCUCGUAGUUGUGGUAUCUUAGAUGAUGAAAAUGGAAAAACGGAUCUCUAUAAAGAUGUCAUUGAAACACCAUUUUUUAGGAGUGUGCACAACUGUGUAUAUUUUGCUGUAAAGGUCCUGCAAACCAAUUUUGAGGUACUUGCUUACCUUGACAAGUGCACGCUACGCCUGCUUGCAGAUAAUGAGAGGAUUGGCUGUUUUGCUCCCAGCCUGCGGGACCAGCUGCUUGCUGCUCAUGAGAAAAGUAUUGCUAAGGUGUCACUCUUGGUGCCAUCAACGAUACAGUCUGUUUCUUUCCAACCAGCAACUGACAACCGCUCCAAUUUUUCCAGUGAUAAGGCAUUUCAUACCUUCAAGAAGCAAAGAGAUAUUUUCUAUGAGCUUCUGAGAGAAUGGGAAGACUAUCACAAAGAACCUGGUUGGGAGUUUGACCGUGCUCUUGGGAGCAGAAUUAGGGUGAUGGUGAGCCAACUUAAUGCUGCUGGUAACCACUGCCACUUUGCUCGACUUUUUCAAAAACAGCUUCUACAGUUGUGUAAGAGUCCCCACUCUUCACGAUCUGGAGAUGCUUCUGACCUUGAUGUAUUAGGCAUGCUGGGAACAGAUAACUUGAGUCGUCUGAAAAGACUGCAGGAGCGAUUCAUACAGUCUCAGAGCAUCACUGGCCCUUGCCCGCCACCUUCCUUCCAAGGGCACCAAGAAUUUUUCAGAGAUUUUCUCCUGUCUGCUGGCAGUUUCCAGCUCAACCAACACUUGAUGGACAACUUAUGCCAACAAAUCCUGCAGCUAGACUCCAGUGAUAUCAUAGGGAUAGACAACACUAAAGAAGAAGGAGAGGGGGAUGUAGAGCAACAGGGAGAGAAGCAGCGUUUUUCCUCAGUGCUACUGACUGUUCGUCUUCUGGCAAAAUUCUUAGGUUUUCUUACCUUUCUGCCCUACCAAACAGGGGAACGACCAGCUAAAGAUAUUCAGGAAGCUGCUGUUUUAGUUCGUAGCAAGACUUUGCCAGUGGUCAACAUCUGUGAGGUUCUGCUGAAUGCUGUCGAGAGGAGGCGGCUAGUGUUGACAGUUCCAUGGAUUGUUGAGCUUCUUUCAAUGAUAGAUUAUAUAUCUCCAUUUCUUUCUUAUUAUAGAAGAGUAUUCAAACUACUACUGCAGAUCUACAGGAGCAAUUUACUGGUAAGAGAUGAAGAAACUUGUUUCUUGAACAAACUACUUCUUGUGGCUGCUUUAGGAUGGCUUUUUCAGAUUCCAGCCGUUCCAGAAGACCUAUUCUUUGGCAGUGAUUUCACAGACCUUGUUAACAGCAGGGACACUGCAGUUCAAAUCCAAGGCUUGGAUUCUCUUCCUUUGGUGGAUCAACAACUCCUUUAUACCUGCUGCCCAUUUCUUAGUGAAUUCCGUAAACUGCUUGCUGCAUUUGUAGCUGGCAGUUCAUCAAAGAAUGGAGGGCUAAUUCGCAAAAUAACACCUACAGCUGCUGAACCCUUUGUGCCAUGUAUCUCUCUGUCUCAGCAAAAACUGCAGAUUGACUUGGAACAAGCUUUCUUUCACAAUCAGCCACCAUCCUUGCGUCGGACAGUGGAAUUUGUGGCAGAAAGAGUUGGUUCAAACUGUGUUAAGCAUAUCAAAGCAACACUAGUGGCAGAUACUGUUCAGUCUGGUGAAGUCAUAAUGAAAGAGAAGCUAAAAGAUGAUGGGGAGCACUUAAAGAACAAGCUUUUGGAUGCAGUUUGUGCCCAGCUUUGUGAUGGAGGAAAACAAGCACUGGCAUUUGGCAAGGAGUUUUGCAUUCUAAGAGCUCCUGAAGCGGUGAAAGUGCUGCUGCCUGAAGAGACUUCAGCAGCGGUCCUGAAGACGGCUCAAGAUAUUGCUAUACGCAUGGCCACAGAGAAAGCUUGCACCUGGCUUGCAGCAAACAUUACAGCCUUGACAAAGCGAGAGCUGAAAUCUGCCUAUGAUCGGCUCGUUAAAGCUCAGCGACCAACAGGAGAUGGCGAAGCUGAGACUUCUAGAGAGUUUUUAACUUUGCAAAUGAGCAAGCUGGAAGAAAAUGGGGUUGACUGCCCAGUGGGUUGUGAACAUAAAGUUUCACUCCCAUCAGAGCUCAUCAUUGCCCUAAAGGAGGUGCUGUGUGUAUCUCUGGGCCCACGGAAAGAAGAAGAACAUGUUGAUUACAUGAAUCUCCAUGACCUUCUACAUAAUAUCAGAGGGACACUUACCUGCAGAAAGUUCAUCUUGCCUGUUCCUGAACAAAUGUUGGCUCGGUGUACUGUGAUGCUGGCUUGUGAACUGGUGUCAGGCCAGCUUCCUCUGCUCUGUUCUGAGCUGCAUGCAGAUGAGAGGACCAUCAGUCAGACACCAACUCGGAUGCUUCUGAGGCAGUUGCUAAAUCUGUGGAAAGAAAACUUCCACACUCUUAUCCCUUUCCAGCUUCUCUUCAGCAAUAAGAAUGUAGCUUCUAUACUAGAGGCUAGCAGCACAGAGUGGGGCCACUUCUUAUACUUGAUGUGUGAACUACAGAAGCAACAGCUGCUGGCAAAAGAAGAAGUGAAGCAACAUUUGGAGUUUUUGCAGUCAUCUUCCUGGCCCAUGGAGUUUCUUGUAAAAAUUCAAGAGGCUUCCAGACAAAUAGAUCAAGCUGUGCAGGAACCACUUCAAAAACCCAUUCUAAAUUGUUAGGAGAAGAGUGUAUCCAGGCAGAAGAGAUGCUCUUUGAGCAAGCUGCUCACAAACGACUCUCUGAAAUAAAAGCACUUUCCUGUAUAUUUCAUACCAGAUAGCCAUUCAGUGGAAAUUUUCCUUUGCACUUUCCAGCAUAUCACAUGUACAUCACGGUACCAAAUCUUAUUUUACAUGCAUUGGCAAUGAACCUUAUGUUAAAUUUGCACAUGGUCAACUGUUAGUCACUUUAAAAAAGUCACAUACAAAAUAUUAAAGGAUAUCUUUUGGGCUUGUCUGGUAGCACAUCCUAUAUUGAAAAGUGAUAAUGCACCUUAAAAUUGUAUCAAAAUAAUAAGCACUGUGAUGUUUUUCCCACCAGCUUUAUUUUUAAACGGAAAGCAUAUCUACUGUUUACUGGAUUAAAAAUCGGUAGUCUGACAGAUGUCUGCUUCUUAUUUAGCUGGUUUGCUUCAUCUAACUGGAUAGAACAUUCAUAUAGGUGAUUUCACAAUACAUGAAAAAUUUAGACAGAUCUGCAUUUGGAUUUCACCUAACCUCUCUCCUUCAGAUGCUGUUGUUCACACGUUCAUGUCUUGUUUUUUUCUGUGUAGAUCCAUAUUGGACAUACUGUAUAUAUCAAAAUUUGUAAAUCCUUUAAGAUAAGUUCACUUUGUAAUCAAAGAAAUAAAAGCUGUUGUACAAAACUGUU
Molecule: messenger RNA, 4600 nt
Organism: Polypterus senegalus (gray bichir)
Lineage: Eukaryota; Metazoa; Chordata; Cladistia; Polypteriformes; Polypteridae
Gene: cdan1
Product: codanin 1
Exons: 28
Coding region: 61-3909 (1282 amino acids)
Biological process (GO): chromatin organization
Cellular component (GO): nucleus
Source: RefSeq, a predicted model, not a curated record